AUGGCGACCCUCAAACCCUUCUCGUCGUUCUUGAUCGGGCUGCUCCUCUUCUUCUGCUUUGUCCGCCCGACGCUUGCGUUCGGUGCUGGAAACAUCGCUAGUAUCUCUUCGGUUGAGGGGCAGAACUGGCGCCACGGCGAUAUCGAAGAUGCCCUCCUCAAGAUCGUCAUGGCACGCGCCGUCGGCGGCCAGCGCUUCGACAAGCUGAUGGUCGCCCGCGUCUACUUCGGCAACUGGCUGCGCGACUACUCACAGGCGAUCGAUAUCGGCACGGUCAAGUUCGUCUCGGCCGAAGCCAUCCGCCUGCUGCUCUGCAUCCUGGGCUUCCUCACCUUCGGCUACGGCUCCCGCGAGUUCGAGGUCACCGCUGAACGACUGGGCUGUUACAGGCCUGAGGAUCAUAUUGACAAUCCGAAGGGGUAUGGCGAGGGCCAGGAUCCAAGGCAGUAUGAUCCUAGACUGAGGGGCCCUGUGGAUGAGGAGACAGAACUUGCGAUUGAUGAGGAGACGGGAAUGAAGAAUUAUAUCGCGAAUGAGAAGAUUGGGAUUAUGACCAGUGCGAAGCACGUGAGGAAUUUGUUUGGGAAAUGUAUCGAGCUGGGACGGGAGUACGGGCGGAGUGGGAAUAAGGAUGAUUUGUAUGAGGCGUUGAGGCUUCUUGGGACGGGGCUGCACUGCUUGGAGGCAGACUUCUUCGCCCACAGCAACUACACCGAGCUGGCGCUGAUUGAGCUCGGCGAGCGCGAUGUCUUCCCUCAUGUCGGCCGCAACACCAAGCUUAGGAUUCCUGGUACCCGCGGCUCCGUCUACCCCAUUGUUACUGGUACCUUUGGAGGUGUUGACUUCCUACAUUCUGUCACGGGCGAGGUCUCCGAUAAAAUGAUCCAAUCCGAAAUCGACGACCUCGAAGGCAUGAUGAAGCAGUAUAAGAACGGCGACACCAGCAUCCUUCGUGACCUCCUCGACAAGAUCCCCGACGGUCUCAUCGGCGGUAAGAAAGACCAGCUAGACGACAUCCAGCAGAACGCGCAGGCAGCCCAAGUCGAAACUCUGUCCAUCUCGCCGCGCGACCCCGAAGAAGUGACACAGUAUGCGCAGCAAGUCUUUGCGCAAAUUAUGCCGGCGAUCCAAUUCCACGACGAGCUGCUGCAGGACAUUUCCCGGGCGAUCAACAAGGUGCCGAUCCUGCCGAAGAUCAUUGAGCAACUGGAGGAGCAGCUCUCCCUUUGGGUUUUCAGUAUUAUUGCUCCUUUCGUGAUUCCGCUGAUCGAGCAGAUCAAGAAUGAGUUGCAGACCGGGUCGAGCGAGAUCAUUGAGAGUUCCAAGAGGGAGCAGCAUAUCGUGUUCGAGGAUGAUGAUUGCAGCGAUCCGACGCACUCUAUGCUGUCGAAGGAUCAUUUCACUAACAUCCUCAACGAAAUAGCAGGCCGUACCGCCUCCAAAGUUGUCUCCUGGGUCGUCCCGCAAAUCAUGUCCGCCUGGGACGAUGAAGACCUCGAUGUCGAUUCCCUCCUUAACAAAAUCAUCUACGGCGUCCUCCACCACCCUGCCCAGCGCGACAUGGGCCCCGACGGCGCUGAAGAGGGCCGCCAGCUCAUCUUCGAGUCCAUCCGCACCUGGUGGGAGGACGAGCUCUCCGAGUCGCAGCGCGAGGAGUACCGGCGCAAGCUUUCCCGCGAGGGCGUAGAGAAUGGGGAGAACCAUAAGGAAGGGCAGAAGGACUGCGGACAUGGCUGUGGUGGGAAGUUGAAGAUGAAAAAGAAUUAUCGGAAUGAGGCUCCCCAGACUGUUGAAGAUAAGAUUGCAGGGGCCGCGGCGGGGGCUAUUGUGGAUGGGCUAAAAAUGAGUGUUGCGGAUGUCGCACAGGGGAAGAUUACAUCUGGUGGGACGGGGAGCGGGUUUGGGAGCUUUUUGAGCAGUCUUACUGAUAAUAUCUUGUCGGCUGGAUCUAAGAGAUUCAAGGAGGAGUUGGGCAGAUUCGGAAAGGGCGAGGAGGAGGAGGAGGAGGAGGAGAAGCCUAGCUACUCUAGCGGUGGCUACGGCGGCUCGAGCAGCGGCUAUGGAAGGAAGAAUGAUGAUGAGGAGGAGGACGAAGAGGAACGUCCUUCCUACGGAGGCUACGGACGUCGUCGCGACGACGAGGAAGAAGACCGCCCUAGCUAUGGCGGCGGCUACGGCGGCGGCUACGGUCGUCGUGACGACGACGACGAUGAGGAGCGUCCCUCUUAUGGCGGUGGUUAUGACGGUGGCUAUGGUGGUUAUCACCGGCGCCGUGACGAUGAUGAGGAAGAGGAGGAGCGUCCCACCUAUGGCGGCGGCUAUGGCGGUUACUACCGUCGCAGGGAUGAUGAUGAAGAUGAGGGAUAUGGCGGCGGCCGUCACCACGGAUGGGGUUAUUAG
Messenger RNA from Thermochaetoides thermophila DSM 1495, 2400 nucleotides. RefSeq lists its product as uncharacterized. The record is from RefSeq and is a predicted model, not a curated record. Bases 1 to 2400 code for a protein of 799 amino acids. The transcript is spliced from 5 exons. Lineage: Eukaryota; Fungi; Ascomycota; Sordariomycetes; Sordariales; Chaetomiaceae.